AUGGAUGAAAACGAAUUCGUAAUUCCGGUAACAGCUAGAAAAUCAUUAUGUUGUAUCGUAUGCACCGUUGAUUGCGAUGACAUAAAACUUUCAUCAGCUAAAUCAUCAUGGCACUGGCAAAAAUUAAAAUGCAGAUUGCUUAUAUACUUACUGAAAGAUAAUUUUAUAGUUGGAUCUCCGAUUCCCCGAAGCAAUACUUCUUUUUAUAUCAUUGUAACUAAUGAUUUCUACAAAAGUGACACGUUAACCAAUAUUAUUAAAAAAUUAAACCUUCAUGCAUCGGAACCACAACCAGUCACAGCUCGAGCAUACAUCACCUGUAUUAGAUAUACGAUCGAUUUUUAUUUAUCACCAGAGUGGAAUAAAGUAGCUACACUUUAUUUUCAAGGAGAUGAUUUUUGGAAAAGUACUGAGCGUUCUACAGCUGUACAAGCUAUUAUUAAUUUAAUCACUCCUGAAAGAUCAGACGUUGAUAAAAUUGCAAUCAUAUUAACUCCUGUAAAAGCAAAGCUGCCCUCAUUAAGACUUAAUGAUUUUUGUAUUCCUCAUUCAGUCAUAUCAGAUUUUUUAGCUGACCCAAAUGGAGUAAUUGAUGUGAGUCUUUUUGGUAAUGAACGAGUUGCUGUUUUGCCAAGUUUGAAACUUGGAAAAGUUUUAAGAAUAAUGAAAAACAUUCCAUCGACAUGUCCGUAUCAGAAUUGGACAGAAAUGAGACGUUUUUGGAAAAAUAUGUAUGGAUACAGAUUACCAAAAACAUCUGAGGGAAUUUUAUUCUAUGACAUUAAGUUUCCAUCUCUCACACCAAAUGAUCGAUUUAUUUAUCCGGAUAUUUGUAUAAGAUCAGGUUUGCAACAGUAUUCUUACGGUGCAGGCGCUGAAGCAGUUGUAAAAAAUUUUAUGACACAUUUAACAACAUCUAUGCCAAAGAUGUGCAUUGAUAAGUUAAUUGACCAAAAUUUAAUGCAGAUCACUCAUCAAGUCGAUGAAACUACAACUGAAAUGAAAACUCCAGUGAAUCAGCAAGAACAUUCCUGUCUCGUGAAAUCUAGAAAGCUUUCUGCUCCAACUUUAUUGAAAGACUGCAAUAUAGCAUCAAAAUCUGAUACAAAGUCAACCUUAACAGAACUAAAAAUCAAUGAGGAAGCUUCAGAUGUUAAAUAUUCAGAACCAAAAUCAGCUACAAUUGCAAACAACAGACAAUUAACAAAUUCAAUGUCUCCAACAAAAAGUCUUUUAAGAAAGCCAGUCGAGGCGCGCCCGUUGAAUUAUGAUAAUUUAAAAAAUAUUGAGCAACUUUAUCAGCCAAUAACUCAAACUCAACGACCACGAAUUAAUAUUUUUAAAAAUGCUUCAAGAUUUUUUACUGACGAUUCUAAGGAAGCACGGAUGAGACAAGCUGCUAGUGUUUUUUCAUCAGGUCUAGGUGGAGACUCAAAUGAAGAUGCAAGAAGAGUAUCAUCUAAGCCCAACGAUGAAUUAUUAGGUGAAUCAGACGGGAAUGGAGAUUUUACUGGACUGUAUUGA
Messenger RNA from Cotesia congregata, 1524 nucleotides. The record is from the annotation of a GenBank genome assembly. Lineage: Eukaryota; Metazoa; Arthropoda; Insecta; Hymenoptera; Braconidae.